AUGGCGGACAUCUUCAGCAAAGCUGCCAGCCCGACACAGCUCAGCUCUCCACCGAGCGGGCUCUCUACUCUGGUACAUGAUCCGCAACCAGAGGCGCUACGGGAUAUUCAGGGUUGGUUGCAACAAAGCAGGGACGGCAACGCUCCAAAACACGUGGGCCGGCGCCUUGUGGUUCCCCAGCUGAGCCCUCACCCACUCCCUGACCUCGGCAUCGUCAGGCAGGCCCCUCUGGCCGUGACCGUCGGCCGCCCGCAGGAACGCGCCCACCACCUCGCCCAGGCGCUCCGACUUGAGCCCCACGACGACGGCGGCGGCCACCGCCGGGUGCUGGACCAGCCGCUCCUCGAUCUCGAGCGGGUAGAUGUUCUCGCCGCCCCGGAUGAUGAUGUCCUUGAACCUGCCCGUGAUGCUACAGUAGCCGUCGGCGUCGAACACGGCCUCGUCGCCCGUCUUGAGCCACAGCACCCCGUUCUCGUCCCGCACCAUCACCUCGGCCGUCUUCUCCGAGUUGUUCCAGUAGCCCGCCUGCAGCUGGUACCCCGCGAUGCAGAGCUCGCCGCGCCGGCCCAGCGGGACCGUCUUGCCGUCGCGGUCCACGAUCUUGGCGUGCGCGUGCGGCAUCAGCGUCCCCACCGUCGUCAGCCGCCGCGACACCACGUCGUCGGUGAAGGCGUUGAAGCACGUCGGGCUCGCCUCCGUCAGCCCGUAGCUGCUCGUGAACUCGGCCAUGCCCAGUCGCGUCACCAUCUGCUCCAUCAGGUGUCGCGGCACCGGCGCCCCGGCCACGAUGCCCGUGCGGAGCUUCAGGUCGCUGGCCUUGAGCUUCGCCGCUUCCGGCAACGCGAGGAGAGAGUCGAACAUGGCCGGCACCCCGUGCAGCGCCGUGCAGCCCUCCUCCUGCACGGCCCGCAGUGUCGCAGCCGCAUCAAAGACCUCGGCCGGGUACACCACCUUGCCGCCGUGCGUGACGGUGGCCAGCAUGCCCAGGACGAGCCCGAAGCAGUGGAAGAGUGGUGGCGGGCAGCACAGGACGUCUGCAGGAGUGAGCCGCAUGCGGUCGCCGAUGUAGCGGGCGUUGUUGACGAGGUUGCUGGGUUCAGUAAUCACCAGGAUGCCACCGAUCCUGGCAACGGCGAAAAAGACGGCUAUGUACUGCUCGCAGUUGCCGGCCAUGAUGCCUACCCGGUCGCCCACGCCGACGCCCAUGGACAGCAGCGCCCGGGCGAUCAGGCAGCUCUGCUGAUUCAGCUCGUUGUAGGUCCAGCGCGCCCCCGUCCAGGGGAUCACGACGCACUCCUCGGUCCCGUACUGCUGGCACUGCAGGUCCAGCAGCUCGCCCAGCGUAAAGUCGACCAGUGGCGGGUCGACCGGCCCGUGGAGGAUCGAAAGCCUCUCCCUCUUGGGAGGGGGAGCCUCUAUGCUUGUCAUUGGUUGUGUUGA
This is a messenger RNA of Pyricularia pennisetigena, 1440 nucleotides long. RefSeq lists its product as uncharacterized. Lineage: Eukaryota; Fungi; Ascomycota; Sordariomycetes; Magnaporthales; Pyriculariaceae. The record is from RefSeq and is a predicted model, not a curated record. The transcript has 3 exons. Bases 1 to 1440 code for a protein of 479 amino acids.